AUGCAACCAGAGUCCAUCAUCAAUGGGACUGAUGCUUUUAUUGCCAUACAUCCUUGUUAUGAAUCUGAUAACACAUCUUUAACAUUUACAAGCAGCCCUUCUUUAAUAUGUGUCUCGGUGUAUUUUCUUCUUGGUUUGCUUACUGUCGCUACAAUAUGCGGGAACCUCCUCGUGAUCAUCUCUGUCGUUUACUUCAAACAGCUUCACACUCCGACGAACUAUCUCAUUUUAUCUCUGUCUGGGGCUGACCUGCUUGUGGGCGUUUUAGUUUUUCCUUCCAGCAUGGCCUUUACUGUCACCUCUUGCUUGUAUCAUGAGGAUUUAGUUUGCAAAGUACGAGACAGCUUUGAUAUAGUACUUUGUACUACCUCUAUUCUGAAUUUAUGCUGCAUUUCCAUUGAUAGGUAUUAUGCAGUGUGUCAGCCUUUAACGUACAGAUCAAAAAUCAAUGUUCAGGUAGCUUUAAUGAUGAUUGUCGCGUGCUGGGGGAUUUCUGCAUUGAUAGCGGUUGGUAUUAUAUUUGGAGGAUUUAGCCAAGGAGCAUGUGAGGAAAUGUGCUCUGUGGAUAUCGUUUUGGCACACACAAUGGGCCCCGUUUUGGGGUUUUACCUCCCUGCAGUCAUUAUGAGCUGUAUCUACCUGAAGAUUUUCUUCGUGGCUCAGAGACAGGUGAACAGCCUCCAGAGUGUGAAAUCUUUGAAUAAAAUGGAGAGAAAAGCCACCAAAACUCUGGCGAUUGUUAUGGGAGUCUUCCUGGUAUGCAUGACACCUUACUUUUUUUCCGUUGUCUUUCAGCCGCUAUUCCACAGUCCUCCAUCAAUCGCUGUGAUUGAAACACUAAACUGGCUCACAUUAUCCAAUUCAAUGCUGAAUCCAUUUAUUUACGCUUUCUUUUACAACUGGUUCCGCUCUGCUUUCAAAAUGAUUAUAACUGGGAAAAUAUUUCAAGGGGAUUUUACCAAUAUCAAUUUAUUCUGA
Dunckerocampus dactyliophorus (ringed pipefish) is the source of this 978-nucleotide messenger RNA. RefSeq names its product trace amine-associated receptor 1-like. Gene Ontology annotation, cellular component: membrane. The transcript has a single exon. The record is from RefSeq and is a predicted model, not a curated record. The coding region runs from base 1 to 978 and encodes 325 amino acids. NCBI's taxonomy places the organism in Eukaryota, Metazoa, Chordata, Actinopteri, Syngnathiformes, Syngnathidae. Gene Ontology annotation, biological process: adenylate cyclase-activating adrenergic receptor signaling pathway. Gene Ontology annotation, molecular function: G protein-coupled receptor activity.